AAAAUUAAAAUUAUGUUAAAUUUUUUAGAAUUAAAUUAAAACUACUCAUCUCUCUCAGCGGAUUAAUUAUUAAACUAAACUUCUUGAACUAUUGGCUCGACAAUUUAAUUCACAUUCCCGUUAAUACGAAUAAUGCGGAAUAUAUAAUUCCGUGCCGUUCAUAUAUAGAAGAAUCCCUGUAAUUCACGUAACGACGUAUUCGCGUUUCAGACUUGUGCAUAAUAUGGAGUCUAUUCACCGGCUCCGUCCCGUAUACCGAAGAUGUCGUGCAUUACCGCAGUUACCGUAAGUACCUUUUUCGUAAACCCGGUAAACAGUACUUAGCGUAAACAUCACUUGCAAUGCAUGUACAAUUCGAUUCGGUUCGAUCAGACUCUGCGAUCUCUCAUCCGUCAUCGUUAUCACGGCAGUUGAAACCCAUUCAACGCAUCCCGAUAUCCUCGUGAAUGAAAGUGGAGCGCGAAUGAGAACGUGACCACGAUUUAUCGAGAUAAUCGCGAUUACGUCACUCCUGAGCGGCGUUUCUAACGAUGAUGAAUUAGAUUACGCAACUCCGAGAGUGCCUUUUGGAAAACUCGUUGCCCGCGAUGACGAUGACGAAUCACCAAGCAGCAUGUAUGAAACACCUCGCGCUUCCUCGUCAGCUGUUUACCGUAGCAAGGAUCAUCCCUUGUACUUUUCCCGCACAAUUUCUUUUCACUGGGUGAAGCUUCUAACUUAUAUGAGGCAAUGUCGCGCAGCGUACGGAUACCGAAACGCCUACAUCUCGCCAACGAGAGGGUGGUCGCACUCCUGGGACACUGGACCGAGCAGGUCGGACAGACCGUUAUACCGCCGGGACACGCAGGUGCGCCCUUACACGCAGCUGGUGAAGGUGGUGGAACAAGAGCAGAGCGAUCCUUUGACAACUAUAAGUGAAACCCUGGGCGCUUUGAACACCGUGGGCAACUAUAUUGUCAACAUGACGAGGGGUGUCGAGAUCUCGAAUUAUCCGCCGAAAGAGCUGCCCUCCGCACUGUACACCAUCUCUAAGAAUAUUUUAGGCCGUAACGUGACGGACAGCAUUGCGCCUUUAGUGCGCGGCGUAGCGCUACCACUGCGACAAACAAUCGCAUCCUCAACGCAGACGCCACCGGUUCAGCAGCAACAACAGCAACAACAAUCCACAGAAGAACUUACGAACAGAGAUAAGGAAUCUACUCCGUCCACGUGCACAACGGCUGAAGGUGGACCCGGAAAGUGCCAGGAUCUCAGCAACUGUCCGCAACUGUUACUCGACCUCACGAAACUGAGGCAGUCGUUGUGCUUCAAGAGUCUGUUCGUACCAGGAGUUUGCUGUCCAGUGGACAAAGUCGGCAAUCCCUCGAUCCCCAUUAUAACCGGGGGAAGUGGUUCUGGGAUCGACCACGGUGGACAUCCUACACGACCGCCGAUUCGACCCACGAAACCCCUUACGCCACGCCCGAUACCGUUGUAUCCGGUGGUAUCCUCGACAGUGAGGCCUACAACGCACGUUCCAUCGCCAGACAUACUGGCCAAUAAUACAAGUGGCUACGAAACGAUUGGGACGAUCGACAAUAAUUUCAUUCAGGAUGAUGACGAGUGCGGAGUGAGAAAUUCAGGGAAGUAUCGGGUGGUCGGAGGCGAGGAAGCAUUACCCGGUCGCUGGCCCUGGAUGGCGGCAAUCUUCCUUCACGGUUCCCGACGAACAGAAUUCUGGUGCGGUGGAUCGUUGAUAGGACCGCGCCACAUCCUCACCGCUGCUCAUUGUACGCGGGAUCAACGACAGCGACCUUUCGCCGCUCGUCAGUUCACCGUACGUCUCGGCGACAUUGACUUGGAGAGGGACGAUGAGCCCUCAUCGCCGGAGACCUAUGCCGUACGGGAGAUUCAUGCGCACCCCAAGUUCUCACGCGUUGGAUUUUACAACGACAUUGCCGUUCUCGAGCUCACGAGGCCCGUAAGAAGAUCGCCAUACGUGAUACCGAUAUGCUUGCCGCAAGUGCGUUCUCGCAUGCAACUCGCCGGCACCAGACCAACCGUGGUCGGCUGGGGCACUACGUAUUAUGGUGGGAAAGAGAGCACCGUUCAACGGCAGGCGGUCCUACCGGUGUGGAGGAACGAAGACUGCAACGCGGCUUACUUUCAGCCGAUUACCAGCAACUUCUUGUGCGCCGGUUAUACCCAGGGUGGCAAGGACGCGUGCCAAGGCGACUCGGGUGGACCGUUGAUGCUGCGAAUCGAUGAGCGAUGGACGCAGAUCGGUAUCGUCUCGUUUGGCAAUAAGUGCGGCGAGCCCGGCUAUCCUGGCGUGUACACGCGCGUCUCCGAAUACACCGAUUGGAUUAAAAGUAACAUAAAGUAACUACGAAAUCGUACAGCAACAUUAUAUAAUGCAGCGCUCGUAUCCUGAAAAACAAGACAUGCACAUAAAUCUAUUUAAAAAAAUAUAAAAAAUAUAAAUAUAAAAUAUAAAAAUAAUAGAUUUCCUGUAAGAGAUCGAUGAAUUGAAACAUAUUAGAAUCUUUUAAUGAAAGAUUGAACGAAUUUCGAGAUUAUGAAUUUUAAGAUGUUCUCGAUUCCAUUUUCUAAUUGGUCUGCUUCUUGUGACUUAUCAUGAAAAAUUUGUAUUGUGUCAGAGUUGAUGACACUGGGAUAUUCUACUGUGUUACGUGCCAGAACAUACAUUGAUAUACAUAUAUAUAGAUUUGUAACACGUAUGUGCCUCACGUUAUCUAUCUUUUAUACCAUAUGUUAUCUUCAAUUCUGAAAAAUGUUAAAUAAUAUUUACGACACACGUUCGAGAACAUAGUAAACAUUCAACAGGAUUUUAAACGACACCAAGAUGUGUAAUAUAUACGCUCUUUCGCAGUUUUCUUACAAUCGUUUUUUAUUGUGUCGAUAAAUGUACAGUCGUACUCCUUAAACGUGUGCAUAAGGUACAGAAACAUUUAACAACUAUCCAUGUUUUUGCGGCAACGCAUUAGCGUGAUCAUGUGUAUAUUCAAAUGAAUAACUUGUCAAUAAAUUAUUAUCAUACUAUAUAUUUAUGUAACGUAUGUAAUUAGAAUUUUGUAAUUAUAUAGAAUGUAACAAUAUCUAAUAAUACACACACAUCAUUAAAUGUACAUACGGCG
This is a messenger RNA of Ooceraea biroi (clonal raider ant), 3137 nucleotides long. Its product is annotated as proclotting enzyme. Lineage: Eukaryota; Metazoa; Arthropoda; Insecta; Hymenoptera; Formicidae. Gene Ontology annotation, biological process: proteolysis. The record is from RefSeq and is a predicted model, not a curated record. Gene Ontology annotation, molecular function: serine-type endopeptidase activity.